Molecule: messenger RNA, 12380 nt
Organism: Oncorhynchus kisutch (coho salmon)
Lineage: Eukaryota; Metazoa; Chordata; Actinopteri; Salmoniformes; Salmonidae
Product: centromere protein F-like
Source: RefSeq, a predicted model, not a curated record
GACCGAGGCCUAUGGAAAAAGACUGGAAGGAAAAGCUCACGAGGGAAAGACAACAACUUGAAGAUGUAAAGGAGGAGAUACAGAAGGAAAAAGAAGCCUUUGAGAGAAAGAAGGGAUUGACCAUGAAAGAAAGAGAUGAGUUUGAUCUGAUGAAGUCUGAAACCCAGGGACAAUUGGAGGAAAUAGAACAAAACAAACAAGACAUUCGUGUGGAGAAGGAAAAGCUGGAUCAGAUCAAAGCUGAGUUAGAAAGACGGUCUGAAGACGUAAAUCAGGUCAUGGAUGAGACAAGACGGGAGAGGGGGAAGGUUGAAGAACUGGCUAUCCAAACUCAAAAAGAAAGAGAAGAAAUGGUGGGUUUUAUGGAAAAGAACAAACAAAAGCAGAACGAACUGGAACUCAUGAAUGACAAGAUUGAAAGAGAGAAACAAGACAUUGAAGAAAGUCGGGAUGUGCUAACAAAGGAGAGAGAGGAGCUGGAACAAAUGAGGAGUGAGAUACAGCAACAGAGAGAGGAGACAGAAUCUCACAUGGAAGACCAAAGGAAAGAGAAAGAACAUUUGGAACAAAUGACGACGGACAUGAAAAAACAGUUGCUAGAGGUGGAUAAUGACAAGGAAAUGAUAGAAAGCUCAAUGGGUGAACUGAGAGUGAAAGAGGCAGAAAUGGUGAGAGAAAAAGACAACAUGGAUAACAAGAUGGCUAGGCUCAAAGAGGAAGAGGAUGGAAUGCGGGAAGAAAUAGGAAGGAAGAUGGACAUCUUAAAGAAGGAAAGUUGUGAAAUCAAAAGACUUAGAGAUGAAAUUGACAGUGAAAAGGACCAGCUGAAUGCAAAAUUGCUUGAGUUGGAAAAAAUGCGUGAAGAACUAGAUAGAGAGAAGAAGGAAGUGAAAGACAGGAAGGAUGAAACACUGAAAGAGAAAGAUCAGUUGGAAGAGAGGCGAGGUAAGAUGAGCAAGGAGAAAGAGGAAUUGGAUAUCAGUCUUGAACUGAUGAAAAGACAAAGGGAAGACUUGACAAGCUUGAAGGCUGAAGCAGAAGCACAGACCGAGGCUGGAAAAGACUGGAAGGAAAAGCUCACGAGGGAAAGACAACAACUUGAAGAUGUAAAGGAGGAGAUACAGAAGGAAAAAGAAGCCUUUGAGAGAAAGAAGGGAUUGACCAUGAAAGAAAGAGAUGAGUUUGAUCUGAUGAAGUCUGAAACCCAGGGACAAUUGGAGGAAAUAGAACAAAACAAACAAGACAUUCGUGUGGAGAAGGAAAAGCUGGAUCAGAUCAAAGCUGAGUUAGAAAGACGGUCUGAAGACGUAAAUCAGGUCAUGGAUGAGACAAGACGGGAGAGGGGGAAGGUUGAAGAACUGGCUAUCCAAACUCAAAAAGAAAGAGAAGAAAUGGUGGGUUUUAUGGAAAAGAACAAACAAAAGCAGAACGAACUGGAACUCAUGAAUGACAAGAUUGAAAGAGAGAAACAAGACAUUGAAGAAAGUCGGGAUGUGCUAACAAAGGAGAGAGAGGAGCUGGAACAAAUGAGGAGUGAGAUACAGCAACAGAGAGAGGAGACAGAAUCUCACAUGGAAGACCAAAGGAAAGAGAAAGAACAUUUGGAACAAAUGACGACAGACAUGAAAAAACAGUUGCUAGAGGUGGAUAAUGACAAGGAAAUGAUAGAAAGCUCAAUGGGUGAACUGAGAGUGAAAGAGGCAGAAAUAGUGAGAGAAAAAGACAACAUGGAUAACAAGAUGGCUAGGCUCAAAGAGGAAGAGGAUGGAAUGCGGGAAGAAAUAGGAAGGAAGAUGGACAUCUUAAAGAAGGAAAGUUGUGAAAUCAAAAGACUUAGAGAUGAAAUUGACAGUGAAAAGGACCAGCUGAAUGCAAAAUUGCUUGAGUUGGAAAAAAUGCGUGAAGAACUAGAUAGAGAGAAGAAGGAAGUGAAAGACAGGAAGGAUGAAACACUGAAAGAGAAAGAUCAGUUGGAAGAGAGGCGAGGUAAGAUGAGCAAGGAGAAAGAGGAAUUGGAUAUCAGUCUUGAACUGAUGAAAAGACAAAGGGAAGACUUGACAAGCUUGAAGGCUGAAGCAGAAGCACAGACCGAGGCUAUGGAAAAAGACUGGAAGGAAAAGCUCACGAGGGAAAGACAACAACUUGAAGAUGUAAAGGAGGAGAUACAGAAGGAAAAAGAAGCCUUUGAGAGAAAGAAGGGAUUGACCAUGAAAGAAAGAGAUGAGUUUGAUCUGAUGAAGUCUGAAACCCAGGGACAAUUGGAGGAAAUAGAACAAAACAAACAAGACAUUCGUGUGGAGAAGGAAAAGCUGGAUCAGAUCAAAGCUGAGUUAGAAAGACGGUCUGAAGACGUAAAUCAGGUCAUGGAUGAGACAAGACGGGAGAGGGGGAAGGUUGAAGAACUGGCUAUCCAAACUCAAAAAGAAAGAGAAGAAAUGGUGGGUUUUAUGGAAAAGAACAAACAAAAGCAGAACGAACUGGAACUCAUGAAUGACAAGAUUGAAAGAGAGAAACAAGACAUUGAAGAAAGUCGGGAUGUGCUAACAAAGGAGAGAGAGGAGCUGGAACAAAUGAGGAGUGAGAUACAGCAACAGAGAGAGGAGACAGAAUCUCACAUGGAAGACCAAAGGAAAGAGAAAGAACAUUUGGAACAAAUGACGACGGACAUGAAAAAACAGUUGCUAGAGGUGGAUAAUGACAAGGAAAUGAUAGAAAGCUCAAUGGGUGAACUGAGAGUGAAAGAGGCAGAAAUAGUGAGAGAAAAAGACAACAUGGAUAACAAGAUGGCUAGGCUCAAAGAGGAAGAGGAUGGAAUGCGGGAAGAAAUAGGAAGGAAGAUGGACAUCUUAAAGAAGGAAAGUUGUGAAAUCAAAAGACUUAGAGAUGAAAUUGACAGUGAAAAGGACCAGCUGAAUGCAAAAUUGCUUGAGUUGGAAAAAAUGCGUGAAGAACUAGAUAGAGAGAAGAAGGAAGUGAAAGACAGGAAGGAUGAAACACUGAAAGAGAAAGAUCAGUUGGAAGAGAGGCGAGGUAAGAUGAGCAAGGAGAAAGAGGAAUUGGAUAUCAGUCUUGAACUGAUGAAAAGACAAAUGGAAGACUUGACAAGCUUGAAGGCUGAAGCAGAAGCACAGACCGAGCCUAUGGAAAUAGACUGGAAGGAAAAGCUCACGAGGGAAAGACAACAACUUGAAGAUGUAAAGGAGGAGAUACAGAAGGAAAAAGAAGCCUUUGAGAGAAAGAAGGGAUUGACCAUGAAAGAAAGAGAUGAGUUUGAUCUGAUGAAGUCUGAAACCCAGGGACAAUUGGAGGAAAUAGAACAAAACAAACAAGACAUUCGUGUGGAGAAGGAAAAGCUGGAUCAGAUCAAAGCUGAGUUAGAAAGACGGUCUGAAGACGUAAAUCAGGUCAUGGAUGAGACAAGACGGGAGAGGGGGAAGGUUGAAGAACUGGCUAUCCAAACUCAAAAAGAAAGAGAAGAAAUGGUGGGUUUUAUGGAAAAGAACAAACAAAAGCAGAACGAACUGGAACUCAUGAAUGACAAGAUUGAAAGAGAGAAACAAGACAUUGAAGAAAGUCGGGAUGUGCUAACAAAGGAGAGAGAGGAGCUGGAACAAAUGAGGAGUGAGAUACAGCAACAGAGAGAGGAGACAGAAUCUCACAUGGAAGACCAAAGGAAAGAGAAAGAACAUUUGGAACAAAUGACGACGGACAUGAAAAAACAGUUGCUAGAGGUGGAUAAUGACAAGGAAAUGAUAGAAAGCUCAAUGGGUGAACUGAGAGUGAAAGAGGCAGAAAUAGUGAGAGAAAAAGACAACAUGGAUAACAAGAUGGCUAGGCUCAAAGAGGAAGAGGAUGGAAUGCGGGAAGAAAUAGGAAGGAAGAUGGACAUCUUAAAGAAGGAAAGUUGUGAAAUCAAAAGACUUAGAGAUGAAAUUGACAGUGAAAAGGACCAGCUGAAUGCAACAUUGCUUGAGUUGGAAAAAAUGCGUGAAGAACUUGAUAGAGAGAAGAAGGAAGUGAAAGACAGGAAGGAUGAAACACUGAAAGAGAAAGAUCAGUUGGAAGAGAGGCGAGGUAAGAUGAGCAAGGAGAAAGAGGAAUUGGAUAUCAGUCUUGAACUGAUGAAAAGACAAAGGGAAGACUUGACAAGCUUGAAGGCUGAAGCAGAAGCACAGACCGAGGCUAUGGAAAAAGACUGGAAGGAAAAGCUCACGAGGGAAAGACAACAUCUUGAAGAUGUAAAGGAGGAGAUACAGAAGGAAAAAGAAGCCUUUGAGAGAAAGAAGGGAUUGACCAUGAAAGAAAGAGAUGAGUUUGAUCUGAUGAAGUCUGAAACCCAGGGACAAUUGGAGGAAAUAGAACAAAACAAACAAGACAUUCGUGUGGAGAAGGAAAAGCUGGAUCAGAUCAAAGCUGAGUUAGAAAGACGGUCUGAAGACGUAAAUCAGGUCAUGGAUGAGACAAGACGGGAGAGGGGGAAGGUUGAAGAACUGGCUAUCCAAACUCAAAAAGAAAGAGAAGAAAUGGUGGGUUUUAUGGAAAAGAACAAACAAAAGCAGAACGAACUGGAACUCAUGAAUGACAAGAUUGAAAGAGAGAAACAAGACAUUGAAGAAAGUCGGGAUGUGCUAACAAAGGAGAGAGAGGAGCUGGAACAAAUGAGGAGUGAGAUACAGCAACAGAGAGAGGAGACAGAAUCUCACAUGGAAGACCAAAGGAAAGAGAAAGAACAUUUGGAACAAAUGACGACAGACAUGAAAAAACAGUUGCUAGAGGUGGAUAAUGACAAGGAAAUGAUAGAAAGCUCAAUGGGUGAACUGAGAGUGAAAGAGGCAGAAAUAGUGAGAGAAAAAGACAACAUGGAUAACAAGAUGGCUAGGCUCAAAGAGGAAGAGGAUGGAAUGCGGGAAGAAAUAGGAAGGAAGAUGGACAUCUUAAAGAAGGAAAGUUGUGAAAUCAAAAGACUUAGAGAUGAAAUUGACAGUGAAAAGGACCAGCUGAAUGCAAAAUUGCUUGAGUUGGAAAAAAUGCGCGAAGAACUAGAUAGAGAGAAGAAGGAAGUGAAAGACAGGAAGGAUGAAACACUGAAAGAGAAAGAUCAGUUGGAAGAGAGGCGAGGUAAGAUGAGCAAGGAGAAAGAGGAAUUGGAUAUCAGUCUUGAACUGAUGAAAAGACAAAGGGAAGACUUGACAAGCUUGAAGGCUGAAGCAGAAGCACAGACCGAGGCUAUGGAAAAAGACUGGAAGGAAAAGCUCACGAGGGAAAGACAACAUCUUGAAGAUGUAAAGGAGGAGAUACAGAAGGAAAAAGAAGCCUUUGAGAGAAAGAAGGGAUUGACCAUGAAAGAAAGAGAUGAGUUUGAUCUGAUGAAGUCUGAAACCCAGGGACAAUUGGAGGAAAUAGAACAAAACAAACAAGACAUUCGUGUGGAGAAGGAAAAGCUGGAUCAGAUCAAAGCUGAGUUAGAAAGACGGUCUGAAGACGUAAAUCAGGUCAUGGAUGAGACAAGACGGGAGAGGGGGAAGGUUGAAGAACUGGCUAUCCAAACUCAAAAAGAAAGAGAAGAAAUGGUGGGUUUUAUGGAAAAGAACAAACAAAAGCAGAACGAACUGGAACUCAUGAAUGACAAGAUUGAAAGAGAGAAACAAGACAUUGAAGAAAGUCGGGAUGUGCUAACAAAGGAGAGAGAGGAGCUGGAACAAAUGAGGAGUGAGAUACAGCAACAGAGAGAGGAGACAGAAUCUCACAUGGAAGACCAAAGGAAAGAGAAAGAACAUUUGGAACAAAUGACGACGGACAUGAAAAAACAGUUGCUAGAGGUGGAUAAUGACAAGGAAAUGAUAGAAAGCUCAAUGGGUGAACUGAGAGUGAAAGAGGCAGAAAUAGUGAGAGAAAAAGACAACAUGGAUAACAAGAUGGCUAGGCUCAAAGAGGAAGAGGAUGGAAUGCGGGAAGAAAUAGGAAGGAAGAUGGACAUCUUAAAGAAGGAAAGUUGUGAAAUCAAAAGACUUAGAGAUGAAAUUGACAGUGAAAAUGACCAGCUGAAUGCAACAUUGCUUGAGUUGGAAAAAAUGCGUGAAGAACUAGAUAGAGAGAAGAAGGAAGUGAAAGACAGGAAGGAUGAAACACUGAAAGAGAAAGAUCAGUUGGAAGAGAGGCGAGGUAAGAUGAGCAAGGAGAAAGAGGAAUUGGAUAUCAGUCUUGAACUGAUGAAAAGACAAAGGGAAGACUUGACAAGCUUGAAGGCUGAAGCAGAAGCACAGACCGAGGCUAUGGAAAAAGACUGGAAGGAAAAGCUCACGAGGGAAAGACAACAACUUGAAGAUGUAAAGGAGGAGAUACAGAAGGAAAAAGAAGCCUUUGAGAGAAAGAAGGGAUUGACCAUGAAAGAAAGAGAUGAGUUUGAUCUGAUGAAGUCUGAAACCCAGGGACAAUUGGAGGAAAUAGAACAAAACAAACAAGACAUUCGUGUGGAGAAGGAAAAGCUGGAUCAGAUCAAAGCUGAGUUAGAAAGACGGUCUGAAGACGUAAAUCAGGUCAUGGAUGAGACAAGACGGGAGAGGGGGAAGGUUGAAGAACUGGCUAUCCAAACUCAAAAAGAAAGAGAAGAAAUGGUGGGUUUUAUGGAAAAGAACAAACAAAAGCAGAACGAACUGGAACUCAUGAAUGACAAGAUUGAAAGAGAGAAACAAGACAUUGAAGAAAGUCGGGAUGUGCUAACAAAGGAGAGAGAGGAGCUGGAACAAAUGAGGAGUGAGAUACAGCAACAGAGAGAGGAGACAGAAUCUCACAUGGAAGACCAAAGGAAAGAGAAAGAACAUUUGGAACAAAUGACGACAGACAUGAAAAAACAGUUGCUAGAGGUGGAUAAUGACAAGGAAAUGAUAGAAAGCUCAAUGGGUGAACUGAGAGUGAAAGAGGCAGAAAUAGUGAGAGAAAAAGACAACAUGGAUAACAAGAUGGCUAGGCUCAAAGAGGAAGAGGAUGGAAUGCGGGAAGAAAUAGGAAGGAAGAUGGACAUCUUAAAGAAGGAAAGUUGUGAAAUCAAAAGACUUAGAGAUGAAAUUGACAGUGAAAAGGACCAGCUGAAUGCAAAAUUGCUUGAGUUGGAAAAAAUGCGCGAAGAACUAGAUAGAGAGAAGAAGGAAGUGAAAGACAGGAAGGAUGAAACACUGAAAGAGAAAGAUCAGUUGGAAGAGAGGCGAGGUAAGAUGAGCAAGGAGAAAGAGGAAUUGGAUAUCAGUCUUGAACUGAUGAAAAGACAAAGGGAAGACUUGACAAGCUUGAAGGCUGAAGCAGAAGCACAGACCGAGGCUAUGGAAAAAGACUGGAAGGAAAAGCUCACGAGGGAAAGACAACAUCUUGAAGAUGUAAAGGAGGAGAUACAGAAGGAAAAAGAAGCCUUUGAGAGAAAGAAGGGAUUGACCAUGAAAGAAAGAGAUGAGUUUGAUCUGAUGAAGUCUGAAACCCAGGGACAAUUGGAGGAAAUAGAACAAAACAAACAAGACAUUCGUGUGGAGAAGGAAAAGCUGGAUCAGAUCAAAGCUGAGUUAGAAAGACGGUCUGAAGACGUAAAUCAGGUCAUGGAUGAGACAAGACGGGAGAGGGGGAAGGUUGAAGAACUGGCUAUCCAAACUCAAAAAGAAAGAGAAGGAAUGGUGUGUUUUAUGGAAAAGAACAAACAAAAGCAGAACGACCUGGAACUCAUGAAUGACAAGAUUGAAAGAGAGAAACAAGACAUCGAAGAAAGUCGGGAUGUGCUAACAAAGGAGAGAGAGGAGCUGGAACAAAUGAGGAGUGAGAUACAGCAACAGAGAGAGGAGACAGAAUCUCACAUGGAAGACCAAAGGAAAGAGAAAGAACGUUUGGAACAAAUGACGACGCACAUGAAAAAACAGUUGCUAGAGGUGGAAAAUGAUAAGGAAAUGAUAGAAAGCUCAAUGGGUGAACUGAGAGUGAAAGAGGCAGAAAUAGUGAGAGAAAAAGACAACAUGGAUAACAAGAUGGCUAGGCUCAAAGAGGAAGAGGAUGGAAUGCGGGAAGAAAUAGGAAGGAAGAUGGACAUCUUAAAGAAGGAAAGUUGUGAAAUCAAAAGACUUAGAGAUGAAAUUGACAGUGAAAAGGACCAGCUGAAUGCAACAUUGCUUGAGUUGGAAAAAAUGCGUGAAGAACUAGAUAGAGAGAAGAAGGAAGUGAAAGACAGGAAGGAUGAAACACUGAAAGAGAAAGAUCAGUUGGAAGAGAGGCGAGGUAAGAUGAGCAAGGAGAAAGAGGAAUUGGAUAUCAGUCUUGAACUGAUGAAAAGACAAAGGGAAGACUUGACAAGCUUGAAGGCUGAAGCAGAAGCACAGACCGAGGCUAUGGAAAAAGACUGGAAGGAAAAGCUCACGAGGGAAAGACAACAACUUGAAGAUGUAAAGGAGGAGAUACAGAAGGAAAAAGAAGCCUUUGAGAGAAAGAAGGGAUUGACCAUGAAAGAAAGAGAUGAGUUUGAUCUGAUGAAGUCUGAAACCCAGGGACAAUUGGAGGAAAUAGAACAAAACAAACAAGACAUUCGUGUGGAGAAGGAAAAGCUGGAUCAGAUCAAAGCUGAGUUAGAAAGACGGUCUGAAGACGUAAAUCAGGUCAUGGAUGAGACAAGACGGGAGAGGGGGAAGGUUGAAGAACUGGCUAUCCAAACUCAAAAAGAAAGAGAAGAAAUGGUGGGUUUUAUGGAAAAGAACAAACAAAAGCAGAACGAACUGGAACUCAUGAAUGACAAGAUUGAAAGAGAGAAACAAGACAUUGAAGAAAGUCGGGAUGUGCUAACAAAGGAGAGAGAGGAGCUGGAACAAAUGAGGAGUGAGAUACAGCAACAGAGAGAGGAGACAGAAUCUCACAUGGAAGACCAAAGGAAAGAGAAAGAACAUUUGGAACAAAUGACGACGGACAUGAAAAAACAGUUGCUAGAGGUGGAUAAUGACAAGGAAAUGAUAGAAAGCUCAAUGGGUGAACUGAGAGUGAAAGAGGCAGAAAUAGUGAGAGAAAAAGACAACAUGGAUAACAAGAUGGCUAGGCUCAAAGAGGAAGAGGAUGGAAUGCGGGAAGAAAUAGGAAGGAAGAUGGACAUCUUAAAGAAGGAAAGUUGUGAAAUCAAAAGACUUAGAGAUGAAAUUGACAGUGAAAAGGACCAGCUGAAUGCAAAAUUGCUUGAGUUGGAAAAAAUGCGCGAAGAACUAGAUAGAGAGAAGAAGGAAGUGAAAGACAGGAAGGAUGAAACACUGAAAGAGAAAGAUCAGUUGGAAGAGAGGCGAGGUAAGAUGAGCAAGGAGAAAGAGGAAUUGGAUAUCAGUCUUGAACUGAUGAAAAGACAAAGGGAAGACUUGACAAGCUUGAAGGCUGAAGCAGAAGCACAGACCGAGCCUAUGGAAAAAGACUGGAAGGAAAAGCUCACGAGGGAAAGACAACAACUUGAAGAUGUAAAGGAGGAGAUACAGAAGGAAAAAGAAGCCUUUGAGAGAAAGAAGGGAUUGACCAUGAAAGAAAGAGAUGAGUUUGAUCUGAUGAAGUCUGAAACCCAGGGACAAUUGGAGGAAAUAGAACAAAACAAACAAGACAUUCGUGUGGAGAAGGAAAAGCUGGAUCAGAUCAAAGCUGAGUUAGAAAGACGGUCUGAAGACGUAAAUCAGGUCAUGGAUGAGACAAGACGGGAGAGGGGGAAGGUUGAAGAACUGGCUAUCCAAACUCAAAAAGAAAGAGAAGAAAUGGUGGGUUUUAUGGAAAAGAACAAACAAAAGCAGAACGAACUGGAACUCAUGAAUGACAAGAUUGAAAGAGAGAAACAAGACAUUGAAGAAAGUCGGGGAUGUGCUACAAAGGAGAGAGAGGAGCUGGAACAAAUGAGGAGUGAGAUACAGCAACAGAGAGAGGAGACAGAAUCUCACAUGGAAGACCAAAGGAAAGAGAAAGAACGUUUGGAACAAAUGACGACGGACAUGAAAAAACAGUUGCUAGAGGUGGAUAAUGACAAGGAAAUGAUAGAAAGCUCAAUGGGUGAACUGAGAGUGAAAGAGGCAGAAAUAGUGAGAGAAAAAGACAACAUGGAUAACAAGAUGGCUAGGCUCAAAGAGGAAGAGGAUGGAAUGCGGGAAGAAAUAGGAAGGAAGAUGGACAUCUUAAAGAAGGAAAGUUGUGAAAUCAAAAGACUUAGAGAUGAAAUUGACAGUGAAAAGGACCAGCUGAAUGCAACAUUGCUUGAGUUGGAAAAAAUGCGUGAAGAACUUGAUAGAGAGAAGAAGGAAGUGAAAGACAGGAAGGAUGAAACACUGAAAGAGAAAGAUCAGUUGGAAGAGAGGCGAGGUAAGAUGAGCAAGGUGAAAGAGGAAUUGGAUAUCAGUCUUGAACUGAUGAAAAGACAAAUGGAAGACUUGACAAGCUUGAAGGCUGAAGCAGAAGCACAGACCGAGCCUAUGGAAAUAGACUGGAAGGAAAAGCUCACGAGGGAAAGACAACAACUUGAAGAUGUAAAGGAGGAGAUACAGAAGGAAAAAGAAGCCUUUGAGAGAAAGAAGGGAUUGACCAUGAAAGAAAGAGAUGAGUUUGAUCUGAUGAAGUCUGAAACCCAGGGACAAUUGGAGGAAAUAGAACAAAACAAACAAGACAUUCGUGUGGAGAAGGAAAAGCUGGAUCAGAUCAAAGCUGAGUUAGAAAGACGGUCUGAAGACGUAAAUCAGGUCAUGGAUGAGACAAGACGGGAGAGGGGGAAGGUUGAAGAACUGGCUAUCCAAACUCAAAAAGAAAGAGAAGGAAUGGUGGGUUUUAUGGAAAAGAACAAACAAAAGCAGAACGACCUGGAACUCAUGAAUGACAAGAUUGAAAGAGAGAAACAAGACAUCGAAGAAAGUCGGGAUGUGCUAACAAAGGAGAGAGAUGAGCUGGAACAAAUGAGGAGUGAGAUACAGCAACAGAGAGAGGAGACAGAAUCUCACAUGGAAGACCAAAGGAAAGAGAAAGAACAUUUGGAACAAAUGACGACAGACAUGAAAAAACAGUUGCUAGAGGUGGAUAAUGACAAGGAAAUGAUAGAAAGCUCAAUGGGUGAACUGAGAGUGAAAGAGGCAGAAAUAGUGAGAGAAAAAGACAACAUGGAUAACAAGAUGGCUAGGCUCAAAGAGGAAGAGGAUGGAAUGCGGGAAGAAAUAGGAAGGAAGAUGGACAUCUUAAAGAAGGAAAGUUGUGAAAUCAAAAGACUUAGAGAUGAAAUUGACAGUGAAAAGGACCAGCUGAAUGCAAAAUUGCUUGAGUUGGAAAAAAUGCGCGAAGAACUAGAUAGAGAGAAGAAGGAAGUGAAAGACAGGAAGGAUGAAACACUGAAAGAGAAAGAUCAGUUGGAAGAGAGGCGAGGUAAGAUGAGCAAGGAGAAAGAGGAAUUGGAUAUCAGUCUUGAACUGAUGAAAAGACAAAGGGAAGACUUGACAAGCUUGAAGGCUGAAGCAGAAGCACAGACCGAGGCUAUGGAAAAAGACUGGAAGGAAAAGCUCACGAGGGAAAGACAACAUCUUGAAGAUGUAAAGGAGGAGAUACAGAAGGAAAAAGAAGCCUUUGAGAGAAAGAAGGGAUUGACCAUGAAAGAAAGAGAUGAGUUUGAUCUGAUGAAGUCUGAAACCCAGGGACAAUUGGAGGAAAUGGAACAAAACAAACAAGACAUUCGUGUGGAGAAGGAAAAGCUGGAUCAGAUCAAAGCUGAGUUAGAAAGACGGUCUGAAGACGUAAAUCAGGUCAUGGAUGAGACAAGACGGGAGAGGGGGAAGGUUGAAGAACUGGCUAUCCAAACUCAAAAAGAAAGAGAAGGAAUGGUGGGUUUUAUGGAAAAGAACAAACAAAAGCAGAACGACCUGGAACUCAUGAAUGACAAGAUUGAAAGAGAGAAACAAGACAUCGAAGAAAGUCGGGAUGUGCUAACAAAGGAGAGAGAGGAGCUGGAACAAAUGAGGAGUGAGAUACAGCAACAGAGAGAGGAGACAGAAUCUCACAUGGAAGACCAAAGGAAAGAGAAAGAACAUUUGGAACAAAUGACGACAGACAUGAAAAAACAGUUGCUAGAGGUGGAUAAUGACAAGGAAAUGAUAGAAAGCUCAAUGGGUGAACUGAGAGUGAAAGAGGCAGAAAUAGUGAGAGAAAAAGACAACAUGGAUAACAAGAUGGCUAGGCUCAAAGAGGAAGAGGAUGGAAUGCGGGAAGAAAUAGGAAGGAAGAUGGACAUCUUAAAGAAGGAAAGUUGUGAAAUCAAAAGACUUAGAGAUGAAAUUGACAGUGAAAAGGACCAGCUGAAUGCAACAUUGCUUGAGUUGGAAAAAAUGCGUGAAGAACUUGAUAGAGAGAAGAAGGGAAGUGAAAGACAG